GGUAACGUGCAGCGAAAAGAAGGGUGUAUUUACCUGGAUCUUUUUAGUUUCCAAUUCAAAGUUUUCAGGUUGAGAGAUUUUUGUGCGUUGUACAACAGGGACACACGAAGUACGGUAUUCACAAGAUUGUUCGAGAUGGCUCACAACCGAAGAUACGAUCAUUUCGAGGUGGAAGCAGCUUUCAAGAAAAUGCCGACUUUUAACGAUGACAAGAUUGACGUCACUGAUCUGAACGUCUUCUUUGCGAAUAUGAGUUACACCUGCACUGACGAGCAGAAAGCAGCAUACAACAAAUAUUUGCGUGACUAUCACAACCGAAAACUUCCCUUGGAUCUUGCCGUCGCAUGUUUGGCAGUAAUUGACGACCCGAAAGAAAUGAUGCGACACAAUGUCACCGCCCUCGACGAAAAUAAGGAUGGAUACAUCGAUGAGUCCGAAUUCAAGUCGAUCGUCCAAAUGAUGCUGAUUCAUGAUCCGGCCUUCCCAAAAGUGGACUACAGCAAGUUCUUUAAGGAGGCUGACACAAAUCGGGAUGGACAAGUCAGCAUUGCCGAAGCUGUGGAGUGGAUUGGCAAAAAUACGAAAAAGACAAAGAAUUAAGUAAUUUCCCUACUAUAUGAAUGACAACCAGUAUCAAAAGCUGAUAAAGAUAUGGAUAUUUAUGUAACUGCUGUCUUAAAUUUUAUAAUUUGGGUAUAGACGGAUCUGAUUAAAAUUCAUGGAAUAUGUAAUUUAAGUA
Messenger RNA from Folsomia candida, 739 nucleotides. RefSeq lists its product as uncharacterized. The record is from RefSeq and is a predicted model, not a curated record. Lineage: Eukaryota; Metazoa; Arthropoda; Collembola; Entomobryomorpha; Isotomidae. Gene Ontology annotation, molecular function: calcium ion binding. The transcript is spliced from 2 exons. The coding region runs from base 136 to 600 and encodes 154 amino acids.